AUGGCAUCGUUUAACAAAGCAAUGAAAGAGAGGGAAAUUGAAGUAAAUUUAGGAUUUCAAUGGUUUCCAAUUUCAGAUAAUCAGCAUCAACUUAAGCUCACCUGCCUCUAUCUAAAGCCUUGUUUUCUUCUUUCCACUUUUUCUUGUCUUGUUACGCGAUCCCAUUUAACUAUUCCCACAAGGAAAAUUAGAUUUUCCUUUAUCAUCCUUAAGAAACAUGAAACUGCACGAAACCAAAUUAGAGGAAAAUACGUUAGUGCUCAUGAAACGCCUUUGAAUAAAGAAAAUUGUCAUCACAGCACAUUCAGUGAACGUUGUCUCAAAUGGGAUUUUCGCGCAAUUGACAAUAAAUUAUAA
Clunio marinus is the source of this 357-nucleotide messenger RNA. NCBI's taxonomy places the organism in Eukaryota, Metazoa, Arthropoda, Insecta, Diptera, Chironomidae. The record is from the annotation of a GenBank genome assembly.